CUUGGCGUUUGCCUCUCUUCCUUUUGCCCAGACUGCCUCUUUGGAGUUCUCUCUCCCUUUCCCCCCUCUCUUUCACUCAGUCUUGGAUUUCACAACCGGGCAGACAGAACUGAAGAGGACAUUAUCCAAGCAAAAGGCACCCUGGGCCUUGUAAAGUGGAUGUGCCGUGAAGAACAGAGGGCUCUGGCUGCCUGGCAGGGUGACCCGAGGUGGCCGCCCCAGGGUUUCAGAGGUCCUGGUGACUCUGGAAGGGUGUGGGGAGCCAGGGAGGAGACUUGAGCCUCGCUGGGAGCAGGGUUUGCUCCCGAAUCUCAUUUUUCACAUGUCUGCUGCACUCUCGCUACCAGCUCUGUCAGAGGAAAGGAGGCGCUUCCUGUUAUUCCAAUCCAAAUCUCAAGCUGAACACAGGAGGGAGCAGGCAGCUGUAGAGCAGAGUGGCAGGGUGAGCAAAGAUGGAAGGCCAGUGCCUGCCUUUGCAACUGCUUCUGCUGGUCUUUACAGUGACUAUGGGGCUUGAUGCUUACUCUGGGACAGUGGCAUCUCCCAGCAAUGCCAGCUUGUCUUUGGAAGGAGGACCAAAUUUUACAGCUUCAAGCUAUCAAGGGAACGUAGAUAGAAACGCAACAACAAUUGAUCUUGAUGCUAUCUAUUAUUACUUUGCAGAAGUUUGCUGGGUGAAAUUUUACCGCCACAUGAGUAAUAUCAGCAAAGAGCACUGGUGUGAGUGGAGGGCCAUUGGCAGACCAUACAGCAUUUUACGACACUGCUUGGAAACUUUUGCUGAUAAGUGGAACUACGGCUUCCCCAAUAACUUGGCCGAGGAGUACAUUUUGCUCAGCCACCGUCUCUACUUCCGCAACUGCACUUCGGAGCUGCACCCACCUCUCCUGGACCCCUCCGAAAAUAUUUUGUUGCCCCUCAUCAUAACUCCGAUCUGCCUCAUUCCUUUCUUGAUCACUCUUGUGGUGCUGAAGAGCAAGGAUGGUGAAACACAGGCAUGAGUCCUGACCUUCACAUAGCAAUUUUGGAGCGCCCUUGUGCCUUAGUACCUUGUGACACUGUUACAAUCCUCAUCUCUUGGCCGCCCUGGGAUUGGCCUCCCCUCAUGUGUCAGGAGCACAACCUGGUAUGAGCCACUGCAUAGGAGCAUUACGUUUGAGAUCGUGCAUGCUAUACUCAUUGGUGUGUACUACAUGUUGUGGCAGAGAAGGAACAAAGCUGAACCUCUGCUAUAGAAGCAGGUGCGGGCAUACGCAUUAAAAAAAUUAAGCCAUUUUGUUGCUAUUUUAACUACCAUAGCUAAUUCUGAAGGAACUAUGGGAUCUGCUCUAUAUUCUUGGUGAAACCCAUUAGCUCUUUACAGACUUCAUGUCUAGAGGUCUGUGCAGAGAAGUCACUAUCGUUAAA
Molecule: messenger RNA, 1407 nt
Organism: Anolis sagrei ordinatus
Lineage: Eukaryota; Metazoa; Chordata; Lepidosauria; Squamata; Anolidae
Gene: RAMP2
Product: receptor activity modifying protein 2
Biological process (GO): calcium ion transport; cellular response to hormone stimulus; regulation of G protein-coupled receptor signaling pathway
Cellular component (GO): signaling receptor complex; cell surface; membrane
Molecular function (GO): coreceptor activity
Source: RefSeq, a predicted model, not a curated record